UGGGAUUACUAACUGCAGCUCCUGCGAUUCAUUAACAAAAUAACCUGAGGUGCAGAAGCGAGUGCCUGUCUGGGUCAUGGUCUAUCUCUGUCUGUCUUUCGAUUCCUCCCUGUUUCUUUUACAACCUCCGUCUUGUUUGUAUCUCUCCAUUUUUACCUGCUACCUGCUCUUUUUUUGUUUGUUUGUUUGGGGUUUUUUUCCCCAUCAUUUUCUCUUUCUCUUUCUCUUUUUGCCUCCUCUGUCAUUUUCUCUUUCAUUCUCUCUCUCGGCCUCUGGUACACAGGAGGAUUAGAAUUGCGGUGGGGGCUGGCUGUGUUGGCUGGAGCUGAAAAAACGCUGGUUUCAGCAGGCUGCCAUGCGGCAUGAAUGGACAGAGAGAGAGAGAGAGAGAGAGGGAGAGGCGAGAGGCAGACGGAAAGCUCACAGCUCAGCUUUGUUCGUGGUAAUCAGCAACAGCGAGCCCCAGCGCUGCCUCUCAGAGGUUAACUAAACGAGGCUUUUAUGCUAACACACGCGACACGAGCGGUUCGUCAUGUCCUCUACGCGGACUGGAUCACUGCCGCUCCGUCUGCUUUAGCAUCGAGGAAUCCCUGUCUCUCUCCUCUACGCUAGCAUGUGUAUCGGACAGAGAUGACGACAGGACGGUAGUGGCUUGGGACUCGACAGAAACACAAUCAGCCUGGGAUUGUAACAGAGCAUUUCUUCUGCAUGGAGGAGUAACCUGAAUUUGUGAUAUUAUUAUUAUUUUUUUUUUUUUUUAAUCGGCGUGGAUGUGGACGGGGACAGGGGUGGGGGGGGUCGCGUUUUUUCCGCUGCACCUAUGAGGUCUGAGCGAAUGAGCCGCGUGUGUAUUGUCGUCCUGGAGGAGGUGGAGGACGAGGAGCCCUCCCCUCUGCUUUCCAAAACAGCACAGGACCACGUUUCCCAGCAUUCACCUCCCGAAGCCGACACUCAGGAAGAGAAGCCUUCGUUGUUGAAAGCCAUCUUUAACGUGGAUCCAGAUGAAGUUCGGGCUCUCAUAUUCAAAAAGGAAGACGUCAACGUCCAGGAUAGUGAGAAGAGGACUCCCCUCCACGCUGCAGCCUACUUGGGUGACGCUGAGAUCAUCGAGCUUCUCAUUCUGUCAGGAGCGAGAGUAAAUGCCAAAGAUAAUAAGUGGCUGACCCCUCUUCACCGUGCUGUUGCUUCCUGCAGUGAGGAGGCAGUCCAGGUGCUGUUGAAACACUCUGCUGAUGUGAAUGCUCGGGAUAAGAACUGGCAGACUCCACUGCACGUGGCGGCGUCUAACAAAGCGGUGCGCUGUGCCGAGGCUCUUGUCCCCCUGCUGAGCAACGUGAACGUGUCGGACCGCGCGGGACGCACCGCCCUGCACCACGCUGCCUUCAGCGGACACCUCGAGAUGGUGAAGCUUCUGCUGUCCAGAGGAGCCAACAUCAAUGCGUUCGAUAAGAAAGACAGGAGAGCUGUACACUGGGCUGCGUAUAUGGGUCAUAUGGAGGUGGUGCGCUUGUUGGUGUCUCAUGGUGCCGAGGUGGUGUGUAAGGAUAAGAAGGGCUACACGCCGCUCCACGCUGCAGCUUCUAGUGGGAUGAUCGGUGUGGUGAAAUACCUGCUGGAUCUGGGCGUUGAGAUCAACGAACCAAACGCGUACGGAAACACUCCGCUGCAUGUGGCGUGCUACAACGGUCAGGACGUGGUAGUGAACGAGUUAAUUGAAUCCGGUGCUAACGUCAACCAGGUGAACGAGAAGGGCUUUGCACCGCUGCACUUUACUGCUGCCUCUCGCCAGGGGGCGCUGUGCCUGGAACUGCUAGUGGGUAACGGAGCUGACGUCAACAUCAAGAGUAAAGAUGGGAAAACACCCCUCCACAUGGCCGCCAUUCACGGCAGGUUCUCCAGAUCUCAGGCUGUCAUUCAGAAUGGAGCCGAGAUUGACUCUGAAGAUAAGCAUGGAAACUCACCUCUGCACAUAGCAGCUCGAUAUGGCCACGAGCUCCUCAUCAACACCCUCAUCAGCAACGGCGCUGACGUAGCCAAGCGGGGCAUACACGGCAUGUUUCCUCUUCACCUUGCUGCACUAAGUGGCUUCUCUGACUGCUGCCGGAAACUUCUCUCCUCUGGUUUGGAUGUUGACGCGCCUGACGACUUCGGCAGAACGUGUUUACACGCGGCCGCGGCAGGAGGAAACCUCGACUGUUUAAAUCUGCUGCUCAACACUGGAGCUGACUUCAACAAGAAGGACAGGUUCGGAAGGACGCCACUGCACUACGCCGCCGCUAACUGUAAUUAUCAGUGCCUGUUUGCACUUGUGGGCUCAGGGGCCAGUGUGAACGACACGGACAUGAAAGGCUGUAGCCCUCUGCACUACACUGCUGCCUCAGACACUGACGCCAAGUGCUUGGAGUAUUUAUUGCAUAACGAUGCCAAUCCAGGGAUCAGAGACAAACAGGGCUAUAACGCAGUGCACUACGCCUCAACCUACGGUCACCGCCUCUGCCUCGAAUUGAUUGCAAGUGAAACACCGCUGGACGUGCUUAUGGAGACAUCCGGGACCGAUAUCCUGAAUGACACCGAUGGCCAGGCUCCCAUCAGCCCUUUGCAUUUAGCAGCGUACCACGGCCACCACCAUGCUCUGGAGGUGCUGGUUCAGUCCCUGUUGGACCUGGAUGUGCGGACGGUGCAGGGACACACACCGCUGGACCUGGCUGCCUUCAAAGGCCAUGUGGAGUGUGUGGAUGUGCUCAUCAACCAGGGAGCCUCCAUCCUGCUUAAGGACUACACACACAAAAGAACACCCAUUCAUGCUGCAGCCAUGAACGGUCACUCAGAAUGUCUCCGCCUCCUCAUCAGCAACGCCGGCCCACCCUCGGCCGUCGACGUCCACGACGGGAAUGGACAAACUCCUCUGAUGCUGGCGGUGCUGAACGGACACACGGACUGUGUCUACUUCCUGAUCAGCAAAGGAGCCAAUGUGGGAGCCAGAGACAAGUGGGGCAGGACGGCUCUUCACCGCGGGGCGGUGACUGGGCACGAGGCGUGUGUGGAGGCGCUGUUGCAGCAUGGGGCCAGUGUUUGUCUGCGGGACAGUAAAGGGCGCACAGCCAUGCACCUGGCAGCAGCGUGCGGUCACAUCGGGGUGUUGGGGUCUCUGCUGCAGGCCGCACACUCCCAAAACACGGUGCCGGUCAUCAUGGACAGCUGUGGAUACACCCCACUCCACUGGGCCUGCUACAACGGUCACGAUACGUGUGUGGAGGCUCUGUUAGAGCAGGAGGCGUUCCACAGGAUGGAGGGCAACUCCUUCAGUCCACUCCACUGUGCCGUAAUCAGUGAUAAUGAAGGUUCGGCUGAGCUGCUGAUUGACACACUGGGUCCUGCCAUUGUUAAUGCUACGGACUCCAAAUCCAGGACGCCUCUACAUGCUGCAGCCUACACGGACCACGUGGAAUGUCUCCAGCUGCUGCUCGGUCACAACGCCCAGGUGAACGCCAUCGACGCUCUGGGCAAAACACCCCUCAUGAUGGCAGCUGAGAACGGCCAGACUAACGCCGUGGAGGUGCUCGUGAGUAAAGCGAAGGCGGACCUCACGCUCCAGGACGCGAACAAGAACACGGCCCUGCAUUUAGCCUGCAGCAAGGGGCAUGAAACCAGUGCCUUGUUAAUUCUGGAGAAGGUCACGGACAGGAACCUUAUCAACGCCACAAACACGGCUCUACAGACGCCACUGCACGUCGCUGCCCGUAACGGACUUGCGGUUGUAGUGCAGGAGCUGCUGGGAAAAGGAGCAAGUGUCCUGGCUGUGGAUGAAAACGGUUACACACCAGCUUUAGCGUGUGCACCGAACAAAGAUGUGGCCGACUGCCUGGCGCUGAUCUUGGCCACCAUGAUGCCCGUGUCCCCAGUCAGUACCGGCACCGUGCCAGGGCUCAACUUCAGCGCCAUAAACCACUACUGUAGCCCUUCCAAAGCUGUGACCUUUGACCCUUUACCCGGCCUGCGCUCCGGGCAUCCUUCUUACUGCAGCUUCAACAGCCUGGGACGUGAAGACGGCUUCGUCGUUCACGAUGAAGAAUUCAACGACUCGGAUUCAGAGACUUACUGAGAACUUCGGACCGUCUCAGUGCUGAGGAUCGUUCAGUCCCCGAGUGCCUGGAGAUUGCUGAAGACGCUAACGCCAUGUCGCUGAAUCACAUUAAAGUGGAUUUAGCGCGGUGUCGUUCCUACGGAACGAGAAACGUGCCGCCCUAAGUUGAAGUACGUUUAAAUGAAAUCAUAUUCCGUGCUUCAAGUUCGUCUGCAAGGUUGUCGUAAUAAUCAGGCGCAGAAAAUUUGCUGCACAAUACAUUUCCGAUUCAGACUUGUUCACUUUCCUGAACACUACUCUAUAUAGUUGCCAUAAGAGAUUCGAAUUCAAAUGCAAAAAUCUGAACUUGCAUGUCAUUAUUUUGAAUUUGCAACUCGAAUUGAAUUUCACGAGUUUUGCAGAUCCCUAAUCUAAACUCUGCUUAGUCUGUCAGUGUGAUAAAAUGUUUAUCCCUGCUUUUUUAAUACAGCGACAAUACAACAACGUAAAUGUUCCGUGUUUUAAAUAAGAUUCAUUCGGACCGGUCGGCGUAUUAGUAUUAUCGAUGGUGUCAUUUAGCUGGUUAAAGUUCGUUCGCAAAGUUUUCCAGGCGUCUUCAACACUUUGUCUACUUUACUUAGAACGUCAAACGUUAAUUUGUGCAGUUCAGUUUCUGAUCUUCUGCAAACCAUCAAACUCAGUUUCACUUUCUGGUGGCGUGAUACAGUGUUAUUCAAACGAAUUUCAAUUCAGAUUCAUGCGUUUUUAAAUUGAAAUGUUCUAACGGCAUGAACCUGCACACCACUACAUCACUGGCUCAGACGGUGGACGUCAAUCCUGUCCUCUUUUGUCUUUCCUAAGUCUCCGGAUUGUAGUAUUUUGAAAAUGUAAAUCUGAAUUUGAAAUGGAUUAUGGCAGCAAAUUUAAUUGGAAUUUUCUA
Molecule: messenger RNA, 5003 nt
Organism: Ictalurus furcatus (blue catfish)
Lineage: Eukaryota; Metazoa; Chordata; Actinopteri; Siluriformes; Ictaluridae
Gene: ankrd28a
Product: serine/threonine-protein phosphatase 6 regulatory ankyrin repeat subunit A
Exons: 28
Coding region: 821-4102 (1093 amino acids)
Molecular function (GO): protein binding
Source: RefSeq, a predicted model, not a curated record